UUCAGUCUCAUGUUAACUUCAUAAUCAUACUUUAAAUUAAUAAAUUAAUUAUUUUAUUAAUUUAUAAUUUUUAAAUAAAAAUACUAUGAUUUUUUGUUUGCUUAGUCACGUGUCACUAUGAAUGACAGGUGAAGAGAAUUAGUUGGUUUAUAACCUCGAAGAAAUUACAAAGUAAAUAAACAUGGAAUUGAUCUCGAAUUAUUUAGAAAGUUACGAAGGUAGAGAUAAAUUAUUAAGAACAUUAUCGUAUGCAGCAAAAUUAGCGACUGUGAUACCGAGGUCUGAAGAUGAUAAGAAAAAAUUUAAAAUUUUUGGAAGCCAGAUGAGUAAUUGUCGGAUCAUCCUUCGGCUUCUUGAUGACAUACCCACUCUUAAUUAUGCUAUCAAAUAUGAUUGGACAAACAAGGCAACAGAUCCGUAUAUCAAAUGGCUGGAGAUGAUUGAAAUUAUCGUUGAUGUCGUUUACUCACCUAUUGAAACGAUUUGCUGGGCUGGAGAACAUCAGUUAGUUAAUGUGGAUGUCGAUAAAUGGGACACCAUGUCCACGUGGUUUUGGAUCCUGUCCCUGUAUAUUUCUUUGAUGACGUCCUUGCGUAAAUAUAAACUGCUGUUGAAGCAAAAGGACACCAGUCUCAAGAAUAAGUCUGGUAAUAAAGCUGAAGAAAAAGCUUUGAGACAUAAAAUGCACAAUGAAACAUUAGUUUGCAUCCGUAUGUUACUGGACAUGAGUUAUGCAAUAAGUUAUCUUCCAAAUGGUACUCUUUGGGGCGGCAAACUGUCUACUUGGCAAGUUGGAGCACUUGGAACUGUAUCAUCACUUAUAGGACUCUAUCAAUCACUUAGAAAACGUCUCCAUUAAAGUUUUAUGUAUAAAUAUACCUGAUUAAAUAUCAAAGUAUUUUCAUUUUUUUUCUAAGACCGUUCUCAGACAGUGUCCCGCACUUUUUAAAAAUUUUCAAUGACAACUGUCAAGUGGAUCAAAAUUUUAUCAAUUGAUUUAAAAAAAAUCAAAUCAUUGCUAAAAAAAAAAGGACAAUUUCACUGAGAUAUGGAUUUUAAAAAUUUCUUACAGUCGAUAUCAAUUGGGAGUUAAAAUUAAAAUUUUAUAAAAUUUACUUGAAGAUUUUACUGAAAUUUAUUUUCAAAAUUUCGUUUAACUCCCAAUUAAUAUCAACUGUAAGAAAUUAUUUUUAAGAUCUAUUUCAGUGAUUGUCCUUUCUUCAAUACUUUAAUUUUUUUUAAUUAAUUGAUAAAAUUUUGGUACACUUGACAGUUGAGUGACUGAAUAUUUUUAAAAAGUCGCGGCACUGUCUGAGAAUGCCUUUCAUAUCAACUGAUUAAUUAAAUUGUAAAAAAAUGAAUUACAAUAAUUAUAACUUGGAAAAAACCAAGAGGUACAAGUGAAUUAAUUAAAUAUUUAUUAGUUUAAUUAAUAAGUAAUUGGGUAGUAAGUAAAUAAUAAAUGUUUAAUUAAAAAUCUAAAAAUAAAAUUAUAUGAAUUAAGAGAACAUUUAUUUAUUGUUUUGAAUAAAACAUUGUAACGAUUACAUUAAAGUUAUCGAAGCGUACAAAGCUUUUUUUGUUAUUGUAUUUCAUAGAAUAAAUGAAACUUAAUUAAAUAUAAAGAAGCUCCUAAAUAAAGGAGUACAGUUGUAAAGAUAACAAUUGUUAUAAAAUAAUUGCCAGUACGAACGCAUUUUGAGUAAAUAAAAAUAAAAAUAAUAAAAACACAUUAAUAAUACAUUCGAUUGAAUACUGACUGAAUUAACUCAAAUAAUUAUUGAAAGCUUUAAAUUAUGCACCACAAAAAUAAUUAUCAUCACCCUGUAUAUCGUACUUUUUAUUUUAAUUUAAAAGUAAUUUUAUUUCAAAUCCUUUGACUUUUUUUUAUAAUAAAAUUCACCAUUAUAUCAUUAAAAGGCACGACUUAUUAAAAGUUUUUGUUUUAAAUCAGAUGAUUUAGAUAAAAGAGGCAUGUUAAAAUUUUUUUUUAUAUCAUGACGAUAAAAGCUAGCUCAUGAAAUUUAUAUUUUUAAAAUACCAAUAACAUAACUGUGAAAUUCAUUACAUUAAUUUCCAGUCAGAAAAAGUUUACUUUUCACUUUUUAUUAUUUUUGAUUAAAGUAAAAGCUUUAGUUUUAUUUAUUCUUUCAAGUACUAGCUGCGUUUCUAAUCUCAGUACUUUGAAUUUCUAUCCUAGUCUAAUAUUUAAAAAGAAAAUUAAAUAUCAAUUAUUAUUUAAAUAAAAAGUU
Microplitis demolitor is the source of this 2252-nucleotide messenger RNA. RefSeq names its product peroxisomal membrane protein 11C (gene Pex11c). NCBI's taxonomy places the organism in Eukaryota, Metazoa, Arthropoda, Insecta, Hymenoptera, Braconidae. The coding region runs from base 182 to 859 and encodes 225 amino acids. Gene Ontology annotation, biological process: peroxisome fission. Gene Ontology annotation, cellular component: peroxisomal membrane. The record is from RefSeq and is a predicted model, not a curated record. The transcript has 3 exons.